UUCGUCUUCUUCGCGUUUUAACUUCGUGCUGGGUCGCUGUCUGAAAACAUUUCGACGAGAACCCUGUGAAGGCGCUGAUUGACCCUCCUUCGCCGCCCCCUUCUGAAAUUCCUCCCUGGAAUUCCAUACUAUCUCCGGCGGCAGGAGGAGAAAAGCCCAAUUUCUCUGCUCUCCACACUCAUUUUCGUCAAUCCAAGCAUGGUAGUUCGACCUUUCCCUUAUUGCGGGGGCGUACCUCAGCAAUCUAGCAAUCAUUGCCAUCUACGAGGGGACGCGCUGCUUCCGACAAGACCGAGAGAUUUGAGAAGAUCGUGCAUCAAAAGGGCUGAAGUACGCCCUACUGAUUCCUGGAAUCAUUCGGAAUUCCGGGUGUUCGCGCUCUCCGAUUUGCACACCGAUUACCGCGAGAACAUGAAAUGGGUCGAGUGCUUGUCUGCCAGCAAGCAUCGGAAAGAUGUUCUUAUCGUGGCCGGCGAUGUAGCGGAGACGUACCAGAAUUUCUACUUGACCAUGGCGCUUUUGAAGGAGAAAUUCGGGCAUGUUUUCUUUACACCGGGGAAUCAUGAUCUCUGGUGCCGGCGGGAAGGAGAGGGUUAUCAUGAUUCUCUUGAAAAGCUGAAUAAAUUGCUUGGUGCUUGUAGAGGGCUUGGAGUGGAGACCCAGCCUCUGGUCAUUAAUGGGCUUGGAAUCAUUCCUCUGCUCUCAUGGUAUCAUGAGAGUUUCGACAAAGAAAUCAACAUUACUGGCUACAGAAUUCCACCCCUGGAGAUGGUGAUUUACUUUCUCUUCUCCUAGCAUGCAAAGACUACCAUGCAUGUAAAUGGCCAGAGGAGCUCUCCAGGAGAGACGAGUCCCUGUCUCUACAUUUUGAUGCAAUGAACCAGGGAAAUGAGGAGAAAAUCAAGAUGAUUCAGACCACUUGUAGCCAUAUGAUCACGUUCUCUCACUUUGUUCCUAGGCAAGAGCUAUGUCCAGAGAAGAGAAUGCUUUUCUAUCCGAAUCUCCCCAAAGUCAUCGGCUCAGAUAGCCUGGAAGACCGGAUCAGGUCAAUCCAUGGAACUGAGGGGAGCCAAUACGCAUGCCAUGUGUUUGGUCAUACACAUUUUGUUUGGGACGCCACGCUUGAUGGUAUCAGGUACGUUCAGUCGCCACUGGCUUACCCAAGAGAAAGGAAAAGGAGGAUGAACGGAGGCGAGAGCUGGUUGCCCUUCUGUAUAUAUGCCGAUGGCGAAUUUACUGAUCAGUUGUCGCCUUGUUUUUGGUCGGAUUAUUACGCUGCCAACCCGAGGACACCUCAUGACACCCAACUCGCGCCUUGGGUUGCCAGGUUUUACAAGCAGACGACCAUAGCUAGCUGAUGAUUCAUUCCUCCACCGUCCCAGGUUCAUCCCAGAAACCUGCUGAUUUGUUGUGUAAACCAAAAAUGCUAUAAUUGGUGGACGAAUAAUUCUUUUGUAAUUCAUAUGCUGUUGUAAAUGAGAAGAAAACAAAGAUGACACAUUUUAUUUCCAUCACAAGAUUGAACAAAGACACAUGACAAUGACAUUGACAAUGAAGAGAAC
This is a messenger RNA of Linum tenue, 1562 nucleotides long. The record is from the annotation of a GenBank genome assembly. NCBI's taxonomy places the organism in Eukaryota, Viridiplantae, Streptophyta, Magnoliopsida, Malpighiales, Linaceae.